AUGGACUUCAUCUGCACCCUGACCGUCCGGCCGCUGGCAAAGUCGUCUCGCAGCCCGCACGUUCAUGUAGCGAAGCAGGUGUGCUUGUCAUCAUCGACUCGACGACGACACUUCCACCGCACCACCCGUCUGCAAAAGGAGGUGACGGGCAAGAGCCACUCGAAAUUCUUCUCGUCCGUCGACGAUGCCGUCGCCGACAUCAAGUCCGGCUCGACCGUGCUGUCCGCCGGCUUCGGCCUGUGCGGCACGGCUGAAACCCUCAUCAAAGCCCUCGAGCGGCGAGGGAGCGAGAGUCUAAACAACCUCACCUGCGUCUCCAACAAUGCCGGCACGGCCGUUGGAGGCGGUCUCAGCCCUUUAGUGAAAUCAGGCCAAAUGACAAAGGCCAUCUGCUCCUUCCUCGGCGCCAACAAGGAGCUCGAGAAGAAGUACCUCACCGGCAAGAUCUCCAUUGAACUCACGCCCCAGGGCACCCUGGCGGAGAAGUUGCGGUGUGGAGGCGCCGGCAUCCCCGCCUUCUACACUCCCACCGGCGUCUCCACGCUGAUCCAGUCGGGCGGCAUUCCGCAGAAAUUCAACGAGCAGGGCGAAGUCACUGUCCCGGGCAAUGCGAGGGAGACGCGCAUCUUCAACGGCCGGGUGUACAAUAUGGAGCACGCCAUUACGGGUGAUGUCGCCAUUCUACGCGCCUGGAAGGUGGAUGAAUCGGGCAACUGCAAGUUCCGCUACACCACCAAGUCCUUUGCCCCGCUCAUGGCCAAGGCCGCCAAAAUCUCCAUCGUCGAGGCAGAGCACGUCGUCCCUGUGGGCGAGCUGGAGGCAGACGACAUUGACCUUCCCGGCGUCUUCAUCGACCGCAUCGUCCAAGCGACGGAGGAGAAAGUCAUCGAAAUCAAGAAACUCAAAGACCCCAACGCCGACCCGGAGGCCGAAGCAAAAGACAAUCCCGCCCUGCAACGACGAAACCGCAUCGCAAAGCGCGCCGCUCACGAACUCAAGCCAGGCUCCUAUGUCAACCUCGGCAUCGGCAUGCCCACUCUAGCAGCAGACUUCCUCCCCCCAAACUCCAACGUGUGGAUCCAAUCGGAGAACGGCAUCAUGGGCAUGGGCCCGUACCCCACCGAAGACCAAAUCGACGCGGACAUCAUCAAUGCCGGCAAGGAGACUGUCACGCUCGUCAAGGGCGCUUCGACCUUCGACUCCUCCGAGUCUUUUGGCAUGAUUCGCGGAGGCCACAUUGAUGUUUCCAUGCUGGGGGCGCUGCAGGUGGGUGCGAAUGGGGAUUUGGCGAAUUACAUGAUUCCCGGGAAGGUGUUCAAGGGGAUGGGCGGCGCAAUGGACCUCGUGAGCAAUCCCGACAACACCAAAAUCGUCGUCUUGACCGACCACGUCGACAAAAAUGGGCGCCCGAAGAUUGUGCAAAAUUGCACGCUGCCGUUGACUGGUGCGCGCGUUGUAUCGACGAUUAUUACAGAUAUGUGUGUCUUCCAAGUGAAUCGCGAAAAAGGCUUCCUGACUUUGACGGAGCUGGCGCCGAAUGUUACUGUGGAUGAUGUCAAGAAGAAUACUGGGGCGAAGUUUGAGGUCGCUUCCGAGUUGGGGCAGAUGGAGUAG
Neohortaea acidophila is the source of this 1614-nucleotide messenger RNA. Its product is annotated as beta ketoadipate:succinyl-CoA transferase, TR2. Lineage: Eukaryota; Fungi; Ascomycota; Dothideomycetes; Mycosphaerellales; Teratosphaeriaceae. The record is from RefSeq and is a predicted model, not a curated record. Bases 1 to 1614 code for a protein of 537 amino acids. Gene Ontology annotation, biological process: ketone body catabolic process. Gene Ontology annotation, molecular function: succinyl-CoA:3-oxo-acid CoA-transferase activity. The transcript is spliced from 3 exons.